AUGCAAACGCCUCCAUGUCUUGUAGGGGUGACUGGAAUACAAAAUCCUGUAAAUGAUGCGCAAACCAUUAGCACAAACCUUACACCACAAACUAUAACAUGUUAUGGUAUCUCCAAUUUACAUGUGAACAUAAAUAAAAACCCAAAUGAUUCACACUCUGAAUUAAGACCUAUUCUUCCUUCUUUAGAUACAUUCCAAUCAACGCCAAGUUCAAUAAAAGAAAUUCAAAUUGAACAAUAUCCUACGGUUCCUCCAGUUCAAAACAGUGAGAAUGAGCAAAAAAUUGUACAAACAAAUAAAGAUGAAAAUAAACCAAAAAAUGAGGUGGUAGAAACUAUUAAAGAAGAAGAAGUUAGCUAUGAGCAUCUUGAGGAAAAUAUAAUAAAUACAGAACAAAAAGAAACUGAUACAACGAAAAAAUUAAUAAAAAAAAUAACAAAAAGAAAAAAGAAGGUAACAAAGAAGGAUAGUCAAGAGUGUAAAGAACAGAACAACAACCAUAUAAUAAAUGAAGAACAAAACGAAUGUAGUACAGAAGACACAACUAAGACAAAGAAAAUAACUAAAAAAAGAAUUGUAAAAGCAAAAACUACUCAAAAAGAAGGAAAGGAAGAAGAGAAAGAAUUAAAUGAAAUGAAAGAUAAUACUGAAACAAAAACAAGCAAAGAAAAAAAAAGGUCAAAGAAGAUAGUAAAAAAAGAAGAUAAAAAAGAGGUUCAAAAGAUGGAUGAAGUUUGUGUAAGUAAACAAGAAGAAACAAAAACAAAUGAAAUAAAAAAAGAAUUACAUAAUCCUAAUGAUGAAGAAAUUGUAGAAAAAGUAGUUCAAGAAAAUAUAGAAAAAAAGAAAGAACUGCUAAAAGAAGAGAUUAAACUACUAGAAGUAGAUGAAACAGCAAAAAGAAUUAAAGAAACAAUAGAAAAUGAGUCUCAGAAGAAAAAACGAAUUACUCCACAAAUUGUAGAUCCAAAAGAGGUACAAACAACUGAAGAAGAAAAUAAGAAAGAAGAAGAAAAUACGUCAAAAGAGAUUAAGUCAAUCGAACCUAUGGAAGAAGAAAUUCAGGACCUAGAUAUUGCACAAAGACUUGAUUCUAGAAUGUUUUCUAUUGAUAUAGAAAUAGGAAAAGACAAACAAAUUCAUGUUGACAAAGAAUUUAAGAAGUGGUUAGAACAACAAAAUAUUAGUAUGUAUGGAGAAGGGUGGGCAGCCAAAUUUAAGGAAGAAAAUGAUGAAGUAGAUGUAAAAGGUAUUGAAAAUGAAGAAGAGGAAGAAGAAGAUUCAGAAACUAUUGAUACUAAUAAAGAAGAUAUUAUUGGCGAAGAAGAGGAUUUUGAAGAAACCUGGAAAAGAGCUGAAGAACGAAAAGGUCGAAGAGAAAAUCCAUAUACAUCAGUUAUUGGUAAGUUACAACAAAAGCUUUUUGUUCAAAAAAAGUCAACAAGGGGAUAUGGUUAUGAUUUGGCAGACAAUUUUAUUGAUGAUGGAUAUGAUUAUUCAUUGCCUCGAUGUACUGUUCGUCCUGAAAUUCGUAUUGAAAAUGCUGAAAAAGUUCAACGGUUAACAGCCAAGAGGCAAGCACUUAAAUUAAAGAAGGUUGAAGAAAAAGAAGAAAAAACUAAUGAAGAACAAGAAAAAGGGACACCAAACAAUGAAAAUAAAAGCGAAGACAAAGAAGAAAUAACUGAUUCUCAAGAUAAAAAAAGAAAGGGUAAAAAACCACUACAUAAAGAAGAAAAGGAGUAA
Entamoeba nuttalli P19 is the source of this 1746-nucleotide messenger RNA. RefSeq lists its product as hypothetical. NCBI's taxonomy places the organism in Eukaryota, Evosea, Mastigamoebida, Endamoebidae. The transcript has a single exon. The coding region runs from base 1 to 1746 and encodes 581 amino acids. The record is from RefSeq and is a predicted model, not a curated record.